This is a messenger RNA of Gadus chalcogrammus (walleye pollock), 8132 nucleotides long. RefSeq names its product transient receptor potential cation channel subfamily M member 1-like. Gene Ontology annotation, molecular function: calcium channel activity. NCBI's taxonomy places the organism in Eukaryota, Metazoa, Chordata, Actinopteri, Gadiformes, Gadidae. Gene Ontology annotation, cellular component: membrane. The record is from RefSeq and is a predicted model, not a curated record. The coding region runs from base 1537 to 6504 and encodes 1655 amino acids. The transcript is spliced from 27 exons. Gene Ontology annotation, biological process: protein tetramerization; calcium ion transport into cytosol.
AACCAUUACUGACAUGCUAUAGAUGGAAUACGUUAUUGUGUGCAAUUUUCCAAAAGACUAUGGUGCAACCUUUAGGCCUAGGGAAAACAAAGGUUCACUUCCCUAUUAGGGUGAAUAUGGUCAAUGAACAUUAAACUUCUAUUCAAACACAUCCUACUUAAAAACAUUGUCUCUACUUAAAAUUGUCAGCCCAGAAUCAUGUUUCUAAAAAUCGAAUCGAGAGCUAUAAAAUUGCGAGUGCUUGAAAUUGCAUAGGCCACCACACCUUUUUGUUAUCUAUUAUGCCUGGUUCUAUGCAUAGGAAUUAAACGUAGAUUUGACCUUGGAUAAACAAACCUGUCGCCCGAGAUAAGGACAAAAAUGGGGAUCAUCAGCAUAUCUUCAAAAGCCCAUUGUGACCCCAGGAAGAAAGUAAAAUCAUAUAGUCAGAAGUUUUACAGAAGAUACAGAACACAAUGCAUCCUCUGUCUGGCAAAAGAUGUUGCCCUGCUCAAAGCCAUUCCCUAUUUUCUUUUGACCUUAUAUUCAUAUUGACUUGUAGUCUUUAUAUUGUGUUUUGUCUUCACCCCUUCGAUGAAUAUAUUUUUCUGGCAUUUUAAUAUUGGUGCCCUUGGACAUGAAUGGAUAUCCUGCAGACAAUGCAUGGACAUAAAGACGGUAAAUGUUUGUGUCCCAGUUCCAGUGUUUAUUUAUGAUUGAUACGUUAAUAAAAUCAUUUACAGUGCAAUUCUGUGUUUUAGUUAUUGCAUUAUAUGGCAAUGUUUUGUAUGAUGUUGCGCUGUAUGAUGCAGUAAUGCAAAGCACUUUAUUGCAAUGUAUGCCACCUAAACAGAAUUAUGACGGUUGCCUGUUUUGAGUACUCGAUUUGACAAUAUUUUAUGACCGAUGGUCACUCACUAAAAAUCAACAGAACUUCUAGUGCCACACUCGUAAGACAGAUGUAGUGGGUUGAUCCAUUGUUGCACGUUUUAGUAAUCCCCACGAUCCUUUGAUAAAAGCAUUUGCAUGAUGUCCCUUAGCACUCUCAUAGCUCUUCAUAGAAACAUACCCUAAACAUUUCGUAUGCCUCCUGCACACUUUGUCAAAAGCCGUUUCAGAGCGCGAGUUGUUCUAAAGAAGAUUUACCUUCAAUAACCAUUUGUUAAACCUCCAUCCAUUUAAGUGCAGUGCCCCACUGCCCAGUAGUGUCUGUUAAUCCUGAUUACGGACAAGAGGAGGAGAGUGGACAGGAGAACAGGGGUCUAUAGAUCAGGUUGCUGGUGAGCUGCCGAGCUAAACUUCCAGAGCAUCAUGUCUCCCUUUAAGGCCUGGUGCAUAGAGGAGACAACGGGCAUUGUGAAUACUGGAGACUGGGUUUCCCACCAGGACUGCUGUUGGUAGCUGUGUGUGUUUGAUUUUGUGAGUGUGCAGGCCAGAUAAAGAAUGUCCUGAAGUUGGUCAACUGGAAGAGGGAUCUACUGCCGCAUUGAGAGGAGUUAUGACCGACGAUGAGGACACAGUUUGAGACGGAGGAAGAACAUCGCAGUACCCGGGGGAAUGGAGGGCAGGGGUCUGGGUGGAAUGAAGAAAAGUGGCUCCACCAAGCGCUCUUCCAUUAAGCGCAGUGCCUCGUCCAGCUCACAGAAGAUACAGAGAGCAUGGAUAGAGAGAACAUUUCAGAAAAGAGAAUGCAUCCAAAUCAUCCCCAGUAAAGAUGCGACCAGGUGCAGCUGUGGUCAGCUGGUGACCCAGCAUGUGGCCCUUCCCCCCGGGGCCCCGGCCAAAGAGGAGGCCAACCCUCUGGUCCAGGUGGUGGAGCUGCCGCCCGAGCGCUGGUCUGUGGCCAAACACACGAAGGUCUCCCCCACAGACUCCUACGGCAGCCUCGAGUUCAAGGGCGGCGGUCACACAAACAAGGCCAUGUACAUCCGGGUGUCGCACGACUCCAAGCCUGACUCCCUGCUCCACCUGAUGGUGAAAGACUGGCAGCUGGAGCUGCCCACCCUCCUCAUCUCGGUCCACGGAGGUCUGCAGAACUUUGAGCUACAGCCCAAGCUCAAGCAGGUGUUUGGGAAGGGGCUGAUCAAAGCUGCUGUCACCACCGGAGCCUGGAUCUUCACGGGGGGAGUCAGUACCGGGGUGAUCCGGCAUGUUGGGGAUGCACUGAAAGACCACUCCUCCAAGUCUAGAGGGAAGGUGUGUGCCAUCGGCUUUGCUCCAUGGGGGAUCGUGGAGAAUAAGGAAGACCUCAUUGGCAAAGAUGUGACCAGGCCGUACCAGACCAUGUCCAACCCGCUCAGCAAGCUGUCGCCGCUGAACAGCAGCCACUCCCACUUCAUACUGGCCGACAACGGCACCUGCGGCAAGUACGGCGCCGAGGUCCGCCUGCGCCGACAGCUGGAGAAGCACAUCUCCCUGCAGAAGAUCAACACACGUUUGGGUCAGGGCGUGCCUCUGGUCUGUCUGAUUCUGGAGGGCGGGCCCAACGUGAUCUCUAUCGUUCUGGAGAGCCUGAGGGAGGAGCCCCCGGUGCCUGUGGUGGUCUGUGACGGCAGUGGGCGGGCCUCUGACAUCAUUUCCUUUGCACAUAAAUACAGCGAAGAGGAUGGGAUGGUGAGUGAUAACGUCAAAGACCAGCUACUGGUCACCAUCCAGAAGACCUUCAGCUACAACCGUGCUCAGGCUCAGCAGAUUUUCCUCAUGGUCAUGGAGUGCAUGAAGAAGAGAUCCCUGAUAACUGUGUUUCGCAUGGGUUCGGAAGGGCAACAUGAUGUUGAAAUGGCCAUAUUGACUGCUCUACUGAAAGGUACCAAUGCAUCGGCCCCUGACCAGCUCAGUCUGGCCUUGGCCUGGAACAGAGUGGACAUCGCACGCAGCCAGAUCUUUGUGUACGGAACCCAUUGGCCGGUGAGUCUGUCUCCUGCGAGUGCCCUGCCGGGCGAGCGGCCCAAGAGCCCGUCCUCUGCGCCACGAGGGGGGGGUGGUGGAGGAGGGGGGGGCAAGGGGAAGGCCAGGGGCAAGAAGGGGAAGGGAGGCAAGACCAAGCCGGAGCCCCCUGAGGAGACGGACCCCAGGAAGUUGGAGCUGCUUAACUGGGUGAACUCUCUGGAGCAGGCCAUGAUGGAUGCCCUGGUGUUGGACAGAGUGGACUUUGUCAAGCUGCUGAUUGAAAAUGGAGUCAAUAUCCACCACUUCCUCACCAUCCCACGACUAGAGGAGCUGUACAACACAAGACUGGGACCAGCUCACAACCUGCACAUUGUGGUCAGGGAUGUGAAAAAGGGAAACCUCCCACCAGAUUACCAGAUCACCUUGAUUGAUAUCGGAUUGGUUGUAGAGUUUCUGAUGGGAGGAGCUUUUCGCUGCAAGUACACCAGGAAGUGCUUCCGGACGCUGUACACCAACCUGUACGGUCUUAAAAGACCAAAAGCUCUAAAACUCCUAGGAAUGGAGGAUGACGAGCCACGAAAGGGCAAAGGUAAGAAGAACAAGAAGAAAGAGGUAGAGGAGGACAUUGAUUUAGAUGACCCCGAGUUGUGCCGGUUUCAAUUCCCCUUCCACGAGCUCAUGGUGUGGGCCGUGCUGAUGCACCGCCAGAAGAUGGCGCUCUUCCUGUGGCAGCGGGGCGAGGAGGCCAUGGCCAAAGCCCUGGUGGCCUGCAAGCUCUACAAGGCCAUGGCCCACGAGUCCUCCAAGAGUGAGAUGGUGGACGACAUCUUCCAGGACCUAGAGAACAACUCCAGGGAGUUUGGCCAGCUGGCCUACGAGCUCCUGGACCAGUCCUACAAGCACGACGAGCAGGUGGCUAUGAAGCUGCUGACCUAUGAGCUGAAGAACUGGAGUAACUCCACCUGCCUGAAGCUGGCCGUGGCCGCCAAGCACAGGGACUUCAUCGCUCACACCUGCAGCCAGAUGCUGCUCACCGACAUGUGGAUGGGCUGCCUGCGGAUGGGGAAGAGCAACGGCCUCAAGGUCAUAUUAGGCAUUGUUUUCCCACCUUCCAUUCUCCUCAUGGACUUCAGGCUUGGAGAGGAGGCCACAUAUAACUCUUCCAAGGAGAAAGAAGAGGGAAAAGAUAGAGAUGAUGAUAACAAGUCCAACAAGGAUGGAGCCUCUAAUUCAGACGGGAUGUCUAAGAAGGGCGAUGAAGAGGACCAUCAGAGGAAACAGAGAAGAAUCCCAACCAUCAAAAAAAUCUUUGAGUUCUAUAGCACCCCUUUCACCAAGUUCUGGUUCACCACGAUUGCCUAUCUCGUGUACCUCAUGCUGUACAACUACAUUAUUCUGGUGAAGAUGGAACGCUGGCCUUCACUACAGGAGUGGAUUGUCAUCUCUUACAUCAUCACUUUGGGGCUAGAGAAAAUCAGACAGAUCCUGAUGUCCGAACCAGAGAAGCUGAAGCAGAAGAUCAACGUGUGGUUGGAGGAGUACUGGAACAUCACCGACCUGGUGGCCAUCUCGGUCUUCCUCAUCGGCCUGCUGCUCCGGCUGCAGAGCGAGCCCUACAUGGGCUACGGCCGGGUCAUCUACUGCGUGGACAUCAUCUUCUGGUACAUCCGGGUCCUCGACAUCUUUGGGGUCAACAAGUACCUGGGGCCUUACGUCAUGAUGAUCGGCAAGAUGAUGAUCGACAUGCUGUACUUCGUGGUGAUCAUGCUGGUGGUGCUGAUGAGCUUCGGCGUGGCGCGGCAGGCCAUCCUCCACCCCGACGAGGAGCCCACCUGGAGGCUGGCCAGGAACGUCUUCUACAUGCCCUACUGGAUGAUCUACGGGGAGGUGUUUGCGGACUCGAUAGACCGUAAGACUAGAGUUCAUAUGUACGCUAUGGAAAUCAACCCUCCAUGUGGUGACAACCUGUACGACGAGGACGGAAAGAAGCUUCCUCCCUGUAUACCUGGUGCCUCGCUCACCCCCGCCCUCAUGGCCUGCUACCUCCUGGUGGCCAACAUCCUGCUGGUCAACCUGCUCAUCGCCGUCUUUAACAACACCUUCUUCGAGGUGAAGUCCAUCUCCAACCAGGUGUGGAAGUUCCAGCGGUACCAGUUGAUCAUGACCUUCCACGACCGGCCCAUCCUGCCGCCCCCGCUCAUCAUCUUCCCCCACAUCUACAUCCUGCUGCAGAGGCUCUGCUGUCGCUGCAGCCGGCGCAAACAGGAAGGGGAGCAGGAAGAGCGGGAACGGGGUCUCCAACUUGUGCUGAACGUCGAAGAGUUGAAGAGCCUGUAUGAGUUCGAAGAGCAGUGUGUGGAAGAAUAUUUUCACGAGAAGGAGGACGAAAAGCAGUCGUCCAACAACGAGCGCAUCAGGGUCACAUCCGAGAGGGUGGAGAACAUGUUCAUGCGGCUGGAGGAGGUGAACGAGAGGGAGCACUCCAUGAAGGCCUCCCUGCAAACGGUGGACCUCCGGCUGGGCCAGCUGGAGGAGUUCUCCAGCCGCAUGAUGAACGCCCUGGAGAAGCUGGCGGGCAUCGACCGGGCGGAGCUGACACGCACCCGAUCCAGAGGCUCCUCCAUCUGCGACCCCUCCACCCUGCUGCGUCAGGGCAGCAUCGGCAGCGCCGACGGCUACAGCGUCUAUCGCUUCCCCAUGGAGACGGAGUCGACCGCGGACACGGCUAAAGACCGGACGGCCCAGCUCGGCCCUGAGAGGAAGGGGAGUUUCAAGGAGGUUCCUCCGGCGUCGGUAGACGGAGGCGUCCCCGCUAAAGAGUACGGCACUACACUGGAGGUGAUGCCCUUAAGGGAUAGAAGGUGCUCUGUUUCAAACGUUGACAUCACGAUUACCUCUUGUGACCCGGAGCAGAAGCCUGAGAAGUCAUUAGCGAGUGCUGUUGAUGAGCUGCUGCCAAAGGGAAUCCCCAGCAAGGAGGCGUUGACCAAUUCAUCGGAUAAACCUGGAGUUGCUUUUGCAAAGGCAAAAGUGGAUGCAACCCUUUCUUACCCCCUAGUGAAGUCAAAAGAGACGCAAUAUUUGCCACCGCAAACUCUCAGCAGCUCACCAUCUUCCAGCCGGAAGACAAUGAGUGGGAUUGUGUACAACCCCAUGAACAGAGGAGAAGAGAAUAACUGGGCUAAAUACUUUCCAUCGGCUCCCGAUGUGCCAGGUUUGGACACUACAUCACCAAGCAUGGCUCAAUGGGGAGCCCACUUUGAGUACAAAGGUCAGCCCUCCUUUGGUUUCAUGCCCACGGUUUCAUUGGCAAGUCCUCCUGAUGGUGAAUCCAACUCAGAGACCAAGCAGGAAAAUGACGGAAGUACAUCAAGCCAAACAGCUGGGGAACAAGAAGCCAUGGCGCAAGAGAACAAUCAGAAUAGUCGGACAGGGAUGGAGGAUGAUGAUUCAGGGCAUUUACUCGUGGCUCAUGAUAGGAUGUAUCCAACGCUCAGGUCCAAGAGCCUGAAUAGCAAUCCUUGCAAAACUAAGAGUAAGAGUGGCCAGGAAAAGCCCCUUGCAGCGAGCAGUGUCAAAGACCUGGUGGCUGCUUUUGGAAGCCAAGAGCCACCCACAUCACACCAUGGCAAAUGAUAGCCAUUAAUGGUGGGACUAGCAACUACCAAGGAAACCUAUACUUGUUUAAUUUACUUCAUAUUUUUUUACUUGAUUCUACUUAAGCCUUUAUAACAUAUAUAUAUCUUACAUUUUAGGACUUCUAACUAAUUAUUGAUAUUGUUACUUGAUGAAAUAUGCUCUGAAAAGCCGAUUUUUUUUUCUUACAAUUGUUUCAUUCCAGUCAGUUACUCAGGACCAGUGGACCUGGAAGGAAGUGUUUCCAGGGAAACAUUGGCUACUGUAAAAAUCCUGUUAAUCCUACAAAUUUUAUUAGGACUCAUUUUGACCCAAAUCCAGAUGUUAUUUUGGUAUGUUUUUGUGGGUUGGAGACUGUUCUCUGGUUAGGGUUUUGAAAUGGCCAUCUCAAAGAUAUUCUUUUCUUUCUCUUCAAUGGCGGAAAUAAAGCAGUUGCCCCUGCCCACCCAAGGGAGUGGAGGGGUGAGUCUGUUGCAGUAAGGCCCAAUCCUAUUUCUACACCUAACACCUUCCCCUUACCUCUGUCCCUUACCCCUUCAAAACAAGGGGGAGGGGUAAGGGGAAGGGGUAAGGGAUAGAAAUGGGAUUUGGCCUAACUCUGCCAUACCCUCUCAGGUGGAUCAACCAUUGCUGGGUGAUAGAAAACUUGUCACUGGAUAACUGUGCCCUUUGAGGUUUGAAUGCAUGCCGGGAAAGUCCCCACCCACACCCAGUUAGUAACUUUAAUAAUAUUACAAAUGCAAGGGCUUUAAUCAGUGGGCCAUAUGCUCAAUCCCUUUCAUGUUAUCUCAUUUGGCUAUGUGACUUCACUGACAUUUGUCACAAUGGAAAUCGUCAUCCUCGAGAUUGCGACUUUGUCGUUGUGGCUAUGGGCUAUGUGUUAGAAAUGCAAUGUUUCAUGUCAGGUACGAUUGCUUUCAGUCAGAUGCUAAAUCUCGUACUCCUGAUUACACAGUGUCACAAUGGUCACUCCAGCUUAUCUCUGAAUAUCACAUUAUGGUGUGAAAUGGGAUGUGGUCUUCAACUGAUAUGUGGUGUUUUAUAAUUCAGAUACAUAAAGAUGUUUUUGAGAUUGUGUGUGCGAUUUUUUGGUACGUACAGUAUAUCCAACCUGUAAUACACCUUCUAUUUAUACGCCCUUUGCUAACAGUCCCCCCCAUAGAGCACGGCCAAAAGACAUGAGCAUCUUUCCUUUGCUUGUAUGAAUGUACACAUCAACAUCCUGAAGUCUAAAAUAUGUAGAUGUUUUUUGAGUUUCUCAAAUGUAUAUUAACGGGAAUUGCAACUCCCACUGUGUUGACUUAUAAUGUCCUUAAAUAACAUACUGCCACUGUUUAAAUCACUAAGCAAUGCCAUGUUUUAUAAAAAAUCCACUAGGUGGAGGCUUCAGCCCAGGAAUUACACUCAAGAGGCAUUAGGCAUUAGUUUGACCAGUACAUUCAAACUAGCAAUACCUACAGGUCUUGUAAAAUGUAUAAACAAGCAUAGUGUAUUGUAUCUUUAGCAUGAAGUACGAUACAUCCAUAAAUGCUGAAUAAAAUAGAUUGCAGGCAAAUUUCCCUUCAUAGAUUAUGUGAAUAAAGUCCUCUGAUUAAAGAGGAAUAUGAUUAUAAAUCCCUGUGCUGAAC